Caenorhabditis briggsae is the source of this 414-nucleotide messenger RNA. The record is from RefSeq and is a predicted model, not a curated record. The transcript has 3 exons. Bases 1 to 414 code for a protein of 137 amino acids. Lineage: Eukaryota; Metazoa; Nematoda; Chromadorea; Rhabditida; Rhabditidae.
AUGGCUUCCAAUGUCCAAUAUGAAAUCCUCUCUCUGGUGGAAGGUGAGAAGAACAACAAAGUCGUAUCUAUUCUGGAGAACAAAUACAAAAGUCCAGCGAAACGAGUGACAUUGAACGAGCGGUUCGGAGUUCUUGAAAAGGGAUAUAUGCUUCACGCUACAGAGCCAACCGAAACAAAGAACGCAGCCGAUGUUUACCUGUUUGUGCACGAGAAAAAUUUGAUUUCCAAAAAGGAAUUCAUUCAAAACUAUCUCGCCAAAAACCCGAUCGUUGAUCUGUCUGAAGAAAAUGUUGAGGAAGACAAGGAGAACGUUUCAUCUCGAAAAAGCACUACCCCGGCAGUGUCAAAGAAAGAAACUACCAGCGAGGACUAUGUUCGAGACAUUGCUAAAUCCAUCCUGAAAGCUAUCUAA